UGCAGCUGAUGCAGGACUCAUGCUGCUUUGGUCCCCAGAGUCUAUAUAUAGUUGAACACUUGAGGCGCUGAAAUCCACCGUCCAUCUAGGAGAGUCAUAAGCAUACCCAAAAAACAACCCAGAGGGCCCCAAAACAUGGGAUUAGAAGCCACCUUGCUCACCAACUCCAACAGCGGCGAGGCUCCUCUGAUCCUCGGACUUCAAGCCGCCGCCCUCGUCGACCACGUGGCUCGCGUCGACCGGUCCUUGCUCGACCAACUCCCCGGCGAGCGCGGUGGCUCCACCCCCGUUGGAAUUGAGGAGCUUGAGCAUAUAUUGAGAGAGGUGAAGACCCAUGGUAUAUCAUCCCCUGAUGAAUCUUUGCCUAUGAAAACUAUGGCCGGUGGAAGUGUGGCCAAUACUAUUAGAGGGUUGAGUGCAGGGUUUGGAAUCUCUUGUGGGAUCAUUGGUGCAUGUGGUGAUGAUGAGCAAGGCCAGCUGUUUGUUAGUAACAUGAACUCUCAUGAUGUGAACCUUGAGAGGUUGAGGAUGAAGAAGGGACCCACAGCUCAGUGUGUUUGCUUGGUUGAUGCGUCAGGCAAUCGGACAAUGCGUCCAUGUCUAUCUAGUGCGGUGAAACUUCACCCAAAGGAGGAUGACUUGACAAGAGCGGAUUUUAAAGGAUGCAAGUGGUUGUUGCUGAGGUACGGCAUAUUUAACAUAGAAGUGAUUCAGGCAGCUAUACAGGUCGCCAAGAAAGAAGGUCUUCUUGUGUCCUUGGAUUUGGCCAGCUUUGAGAUGGUUCGCAACUAUAAAUCACCUCUUGUACAGUUGCUGGAGUCAGGUAAUAUAGACCUCUGCUUUGCCAAUGAGGAUGAAGCAACGGAGCUGCUAAGAGGUUGUAAUGGUGACCAAGAUGCUGAUCCUGUGGCUGCACUCGAAUUUUUGGGGAAACACUGCCGGUGGGCAGUGGUAACAUUAGGCAGUAAUGGAUGCAUUGCAAAGCACGGAAAAGAGAUUGUGAGAGUUCCAGCCAUUGGGACAGCCAAUGCAGUAGAUGCCACCGGAGCAGGUGACUUGUUUGCCGGUGGGUUUUUGUACGGAUUGGUGAAGGGAUUAUCUCUAGAGGACUGCUGCAAAGUUGGCUCGUGCAGUGGGGGAACUGUUAUUCGUUCUCUUGGCGGUGAGGUGCCACCUGAGAGUUGGCAAUGGAUGUACAAGCAGAUGCAGAUCAAGGGCCUCCCUCUUCCGGACAUCCAACAAUAAUCUUAUUUACAAGAGAGAUUGUUUUUUCAGACCAUGACUAUUAAAAAUAUCUAUUCAAAGCAAAGAGCGGAUGUGGUUGCAUUUGGCUCAGAUUUAGAGUUGGGAGCACUCCUAUUCUCGGAGUAGCUUUCCAUUUUGUUGUUUGACGUAAUUAUGUUCGUUUACAAGUAUCUGUUCAGUAAUUCAGAAGUCCAGUCAUUCUCAAUUCUCAC
Molecule: messenger RNA, 1457 nt
Organism: Fragaria vesca subsp. vesca
Lineage: Eukaryota; Viridiplantae; Streptophyta; Magnoliopsida; Rosales; Rosaceae
Exons: 8
Coding region: 136-1245 (369 amino acids)
Source: RefSeq, a predicted model, not a curated record